Alexandromys fortis (reed vole) is the source of this 2982-nucleotide messenger RNA. It is a transcript of the gene Nde1, whose product is annotated as nudE neurodevelopment protein 1. Gene Ontology annotation, cellular component: kinetochore; centrosome; kinesin complex. The coding region runs from base 817 to 1851 and encodes 344 amino acids. Gene Ontology annotation, biological process: chromosome segregation; centrosome localization; mitotic centrosome separation. The record is from RefSeq and is a predicted model, not a curated record. Gene Ontology annotation, molecular function: microtubule binding. NCBI's taxonomy places the organism in Eukaryota, Metazoa, Chordata, Mammalia, Rodentia, Cricetidae. The transcript is spliced from 9 exons.
GGAGCGUGCACUCAGGCCGGGCUCAAUAUCUGAACUACAUCCUUAGCCUACCAAGUGUAACCCUUUUAAAAUUUCAGAUGCAACCAAUUUUCAGCUCAAAAACACAGUUCUCACCUCAACAGAAUAAUACAGUUUUUCUAGAACCCAGUAUAAAUGACAGUGGCCCCGCAGCACAGAUUCAGUUACUCGUGGUUACUUGAGAUCUUUCUGGUUACAGAACAAAUAAAGUAAAAAGUUAAGGUGUUUACCAAAUUCAGUGCUAGGGUCACAGCAGGGAAACUUCCUCCAGUGGAAGCUACUGGAGGUCUGCUUAGAACAAGUUUUAGCUAUGAUACAAGUCAGAUACUGGGAUGGGCAGUGAAUAACUUUCAAAGGUGCUGAAAAUAGCACAAGAUAAUUCGGCUCUGAUCUGCAACAUUUAAUUUUACAUUAUUUUGAAGUUCAGUUAUUUGGUUUGUAGAAUCUGUAACAAGGUGCAGCCAGCCUGACUUCCUCCCUUAUGGAAACUUGAGUUCACAAUGUUUAUUGUAAAUUGUGUUUUUUUGUGUGUUUCUUUUUACCAAAAAGUCCAUUGUAAGGAAGUGUGUCAGGUACAAGUAUGCAAGCGCAGUGCCCGUUCUCGCCGCACUGUCUAUCCCUGUUGCCGAGGAGACUGCCCUUCUACUGCAGUGUAUGUAGUUUUCCAGUUGUCUGCUGAUAGUUCUCCACGUUAGAGAAAGGUGAGGACAUGUCCUUGCAUGUCUCCGUACUUGAGGAGCUUGAAGACUUCUCUGCUACAUUAUGUCACAGGGAGAGUGAGCUCUUGCCCUUUCUACCAUGGAGGACUCGGGAAAGACUUUUGGAUCAGAGGAGGAAGAAGCAAACUAUUGGAGAGACCUGGCCAUGACCUACAAGCAGAGGGCCGAAAAUACACAGGAGGAGCUCCGAGAAUUCCAGGAAGGAAGCCGGGAAUAUGAAGCUGAAUUGGAGACUCAGCUGCAGCAAACUGAGACCAGGAACCGGGACCUCCUGUCAGAGAAUAACCGCCUUCGAAUGGAGUUGGAGACCGUGAGGGAGAAGUCUGAAAUGCAACAUUCAGAAGGCUACAGGCAGAUCUCAGCCUUGGAGGAUGAUCUGGCUCAGACGAAAGCCAUUAAAGAUCAAUUGCAGAAAUAUAUCCGGGAAUUGGAACAAGCCAAUGAUGACCUGGAGAGAGCCAAACGAGCCACAAUAAUGUCUCUGGAAGACUUUGAGCAGCGCUUGAAUCAAGCAAUCGAAAGAAAUGCCUUCCUGGAGAGUGAGCUGGAUGAGAAGGAAAAUCUUCUAGAAUCCGUACAGAGGUUGAAGGAUGAAGCAAGAGAUCUGCGGCAGGAAUUGGCUGUGCAGCAGAAGCAAGACAAGCCCCGGACACCCUUGCCAGGCUCUGGGGAAACUGAGAGGACAGACAUGGCUGUACAGGCUACAGGCUCUAUGCCGUCCACUCCCAUAGCUCACCGAGGACCCAGCUCUGGUUUAAACACACCAGGAAUAUUCAGACGUGGUCUGGACAGUUCUAACAGUGGGACCCCACUCACACCUGCAGCCCGAAUAUCAGCCCUAAACAUCGUUGGGGACCUGCUUCGGAAAGUUGGGGCGCUGGAGUCCAAACUAGCAUCAUGCAGGAACUUGGUGUAUGAUCAGUCCCCAAGCCGGGCAAGUGGACCAGCCUCAGGGCAAGGAACCAAAGGCCAAGAUGGUGGUGACAGAUGGCCGAGCAGCACCAGUGUCGGAGAUAAAGGGUCAGGAAAACGCUUGGAGUUUGGGAAGCCAGCCUCACAGCUCUCAUCACCGGCACCGCCGUCCACCCAGGGUGUGGUCAAGCUUUUGCUUUAGGACCAAUGGGAACUGCGCCCUCACCUGUCCUACCCUCUUUAUAUUUAGCUGUUGGCUGUGGACUCAGCAUCAUUGCUGUGAUGUGGCCCAGCCCCUGGCAGUAUGCGUCAUAGAGAUGAACUGGUUCUUCACCCCACCGCCCUCCAGCUCUAAGGUCUGGAUGAUGGGGCCACCCUGUCAUUGGCUACCUAGAGUUUUAAUGGCCUCCAGAGGUGUUUUGAAUAUGCCUAAUCUUCAGGGGGAACUAGAGCCCAGCUAGCUCAGGAGCUCUCCCGCAGCCUACUUCCAGCUGAAGCUGUCUUCUGGAACAUCCUGCCAGUGCUUUACAGCAUGAUUAAAUUGUGUCUAGAACUGGAAGAUCACAGAAGCAUGGGGCCGUUUAAACCAUGACCAUGACCUUUACAAGAUGGGGUGUCUCUGUGUAGCCCUGACCGUCCUGGAACUCACUAUGUAGAGCAGGCUGGCCUUGAACUCAGAGAUCUGCCUGCCUCUGCCUCUCAAUUGUGCACCACCACUGCCCAGCCCUUUGACACUUCUAAUCUGCCUCAUGAAGAUUUUCAGAGGUGUGUCUGACUCCUCUGGUCAGUGGGAGAUUAUUCUCUGUAGAUAAACCCAGCUUCCCAUCUCUCCUGAGCUCUCGCCUUGAUGUUGGGGCGACUUCUGCAUCACAACCAUGAACAACUUGGAGUUGGACUGGGCUUUGUCAUGCCAUCCCUAAGAACAAGACUUCAUCAUUCUAUGUCUAUAGAAUAACAAGAGUGACUAAAGCAUCAGAUUCUCAGCCACUGGUGGUCGCUCCCUUGGGAUGUAGAGAAAUGAGCACAGAACUGCAACGCCAGAGCCUUGUCUGGUCUGUCUGGGGUGAAGCACCACCUCCUGCUUCUGUCCACAAUGAGAAAUGCGCACUGAUUUCCAGAGCUUAGUACCCUUCACUUCGCUACUAAUGCAUUUUUUAGUAGAUAGGGCAAACCUGGCCUUGAAUUGAACCUAGAACUUUCUGAGUGCUGCUGACAUUCACAAGGUGGUUUUAAGCUGUGUGGCCAUUUGUUCCCCUCAGACAUUAUAGCCUGGGAAAAGAUGGCCUUUAUUUUUUUAUAUUAAAAAAUAAAAUCAAAAGAAAUGCCUGCUUUA